AUGGACAUUACAGGCUUUGCCUUGGUUGUUGGCGGAGGAAGUGGCAUCGGUCGGGAAUGUGCCCUUGCCUUCGCCGAGGAGGGCGCCUCGGGCCUCAUCGUGGCAGACCUCGACUUGCCGUCGGCGACCAAAGUGGCUGCCGAGGCCAACGCCCGCGCCGCCGCGAAAAACCCAGGCUUCAGAGCCACGCCCUUCAAAGUCGACGUCACCAACGAGGACUCGGUCAACCGACUCAUGGCUUGUGUCAAAGCCACCUCGGGGCGGCUGGAUUACUGCGUCAACUGCGCGGGCAUCGGCGUCGAGAGGGCGGCUCCCAUCACCGAGGCGAGCUUGGCAGAGUUCAACCGUUUUCUUGACGUAAAUGUCUCGGGCACGUUUCUGGUAACCCGCGCGGCGUCGUCGAUGAUGGCAGCUCAGGAACCAAUCAAGAACUCGCCAUCGCCGGUCCGUGGCGCGAUCGUCAACAUGGGAUCUGCGGCGUCGUUCGUCUCUACGCCACAGAUGGUGCAGUACACCACGUCCAAGCACGCCAUCCUUGGCCUGACUAAGAAUGCCGCUUUGGACAAUGCGGCGUUGGGCAUCCGAGUCAACUGCAUCUGCGCGUCUUGGGUGGACACGCCCAUGGUUCGCAAGGCGAUUGAUCAAGUCCCCGAUCUCGAGAAACUUAUCCAGUCGGCGGUCCCCAUGGGCCGAAUGGCGCAUGCCAAAGAAAUUGCCGACUCGGUCAUGUUUCUAUGCAGCCAGCGCUCCAGCUUCAUCACAGGCUGCGGGCUUAUCGUGGAUGGGGGGACCACGUUGACAACCAAGGGCUACAUCACCAAUGGUUUCCCAGCUGCCGGCCUGCCUCGAACGCAGCGCCACAUCACAGGCCAUGACACUGAAGGCAAGUCUGUGUUUCUGGUUACCGACUGUGGCUCUCACCAUCGUAAUAUGGGUGACAACCAGGCCGUCGCAAAUAUCCUGUACUCAACCAAAGAGACACCCAUUGAGUGUAAUGGCGAUGCCGACAUCAAGUUCGCUCAAGAGACCGAGGCGAGUUACACCCCAUCCCAGCCUCCACUCCAUUACCCCAAUGGCUCCGUCGUCCGUAUGAUUGAUUUUGGACCUGGAAUCGAGUCUCCACUUCACCGAGCUAUCUCGGUCGACUAUGGUGUUGUCAUCGAAGGAGUUUUUGAGCUCACCCUUGACUCUGGAGAGUCACGUAUCAUGCGCCCAGGGGAUGUCAGCAUCCAGCGAGCUACCUCGCAUAAAUGGAAGAACAUCACAGGAAAUGGCACAAUGCCUGGUAGAAUGCUUUGGGUACUUCUUCCAUGCAAUGACGUAGUCGUUGGUGGGAAGAAGAUGGAGGGAUUCUUGGGGCAUCUGGCAAAGGAAUAUGAAAGGGGUUGA
Clonostachys solani is the source of this 1389-nucleotide messenger RNA. Lineage: Eukaryota; Fungi; Ascomycota; Sordariomycetes; Hypocreales; Bionectriaceae. The record is from the annotation of a GenBank genome assembly.